UAUUAUACCUAUGUCUAUAUACAACAUUUUCAUUUCUUACUUGUGUUAUUCAAAUAUUACUUUUCCAGUUUUGCGUUUAGACAUUCAACUAUUAAUUUUGCUUCUACACAUAAUCGGUUUAAUAAUAUGAAUUAAAAUAUUCAUAGCUUAUUGAUUGUAUUAUUGCGGCCUCGAGUAUGAUUCGAGAGUUUUAUUGAUAUUAUAAUUUCUUAUUCGACUAAACACCUAUAAGACGUCAAAAUGAUUGAAUAUUCAGAUCCGGAAUUCGAAAAGAAGCUUAUGCUCUUAAAAGACACCCAGGACGCAAUUCAAUCAUUGUCUUCGUGGUGCCUUAAACGACACGAACAUUACAAAAGCAUAAUCGCUAUCUGGUUAAAGGGUAUUAGGAAGGUGAAGAUUGAGAAACGCUUGACUUUGUUUUAUUUAGCCAAUGAUGUCAUACAAUAUAGUAAGAAAAAGAAUUACAAGUUUAUUGACGGAUGGGCUACUGCUAUUCAAAAAGCUAUCCCCUAUGUUAGAGAUGAAAAAAUACAAUCUAAAAUUUUAAGAAUUAUUAAAAUCUGGGAAGAAAGAGGUGUUUAUGAUGAUAGUUAUUUGGCUGAUUUAACUGGUUUGUUAACUACACCAAUUCAGAAAUUAAAAUUAGCUGAUCCAGUACAAGAAUUUCAAAUACAUGCAUUGGCAGUUAAAAUACGUUCUUGUGUUAAACUGGAACAGAUUACAGACUUGAAGAUGAAGAAUUUAAGAGAAGCUAAUCUACCUCUUACUAAUAAUGAAGCUAUACAAAACAUGUUAAAAGAUCGAACACGGAGUCACGAGUUUCUUAAUGAAUUAAAUGAUGGCAUGUUAAAAAUUGAAAGUUACAUUAAAUGCCUCAAACGAGAAACUAUUGAUCGUGCUCAACUAAUAGAUGCUUUAGAAGUUGCUACAUCUUAUUAUGAAGAACAGAAUGGCGAAGUUAAAACUGUUGCUCAAGCAUAUUUUAAUUACACUAAAAGAGUAAAACUUCUGAAGAGUAAAUUGGAAUCUUUAGUUGGUUCUAUGCCAACAGACAGUCCAAUGCCUUCACCUGAUAUUAACGCACCAUCCCCUUCGAGUUCUUCAGUUUCUAUUGAAGACUUAACUGUACAUAAUAUUAAUUAUGACACUGUAUUAAACUCUGAUAAAUAUAUGAUAAAUUCUUCGAUGGAAAAUAGCAUCAAUGAUUCUGAUAUUUAUGUGCCCACUACAGUUAUCAAUAAUAUUAAAUCAUAUAUUGCUCCUGACACAUACACUACUGUUCAAGAGUUGUAUGAUCCAGCUUCUGUGAGUUUUCCAGCAAUAGAAAAUCAAGAUCAACAACCAUUAACUAGCCAGUUUCCAUAUGAUGCUCCAUCACCACCCCCAGAUGAAACUUUUGCCUAUUCAGCAUUUCCUAAUCAAACGGAUAUAUCAUAUACUAAUGAUAUAAGUAACCAUGAUAAAAGUUCUACAUAUUCUACGAGCAGUUAUGAAGCUUAUGUGCCUACUCCAAUGCCAUCUAGUCAGCAAUUUCUAAAUUCUGAAUUCUCUAAUAAUAUGAUACCUCCUACCAAUUCGUCAUCACUUAUAAAUGAAAAUACUAUACCAGUAUCUCAUGUUCCACAAACAGAUUGGGAUGUAACUGUACAUAAUGAUUGGUCAACAAAUGACACACCAGCAUCACCGCCUUUUCAUGAAAAAAUAUCCUAUCAAAACACUCCCAAUAUUAGUAAAUCUGAUGGAGGGCCAGGAAUUGAUCAUUGUGUUUUAGCAUCAAAAAUAAUAGAUAGAGAUGAACGAAUUCCUCAAGAAAUUAUUACUAAAACUUCUGAUAUUGACCAUAGAAACUUAAUAAGUUUGACACAUUCUCCAAGUAUGAAUUCGUCAGUAGUAUCUGUUGAUGUUGAUUACCGAGCAUUUCCUGGUAUUCCCAUGCCACCAUCACCACCAGCUUUGCUUAUGGAAGCAGUCAGUAAACCACAAAAAGAUAAUGUAGAAAGUGUCGACAUGGAUUUGAGUGAUGAUGAUGAGAAGCCUAAAUCAAACCAUGAUCAAAAACAUCCUGUACUUUUACCUCCACCUCUUCCACCACCAAUGCCUUUUGACUUUGACCAACAAAGUGUACCAGACGUUACAAACCAAUGGGAACAACCAUCCCAACCAUGGAGUCCCACUUUUAAUGAUAACCAGUGGAAUGUAGAACAAUCAGAACCAUGGAAACAUUCUAAUCAGUGGGAAAUAGAGCAAAGUGAUUCAAACUUUGUUCACAAUCAACCUCAACUUCAGUGGCCUCAACAUGCUCAGAGACCAGAUUUUAGGCCAAAAUGGAAAAGAGGAAUUAGUAAUUGGCCAAGAGGAGGCCCUAGAUUCUUACCACCAAAUAGAUGGACUCUGGGACCACGUUUUGGACCGAGGAAUCAACCUUGGUAACCGGACAUCUACGAUUUUGUCAAAAAUGUGGGACUAUGAUUUUGAUGAAGAAUGAGUAAUUGAAAGUGAGAUCACUCAUAUAAUAUAUAUAUAUAAAUGUUUAGUUAAUGUUUUGCAUUUUUUAAUUAAUGUUUAAUGUGUUACCAGUGAUACAUUUGUAGUAUUAUAUAAACAAGCACAAUUUAAUGGAAGGGCUCAGCCAACAGAAUAUCUUGGGUAUUAUUUAACUUUCUUCUUCAAUUAUGUAUACUCAAGUAUAUAUUUUAUUAUUUUUUUUUUUAAUAUUAUUGUUGUAAAGUACAAUAAAUUUUAAAUUAACUUAAAAAUCACACAUUAAAAUGUUAUUAAUAAAAGUAAAUAAUGUUUUAUGAACAAAAUAAAUCCUCCGAGGAAAGUUCUCAAAUUGCGUCCCCAUUAAAUAUUAUGUAUGAAUAAAUAUACUUUAAAAUAUUGUUUAUGAUUUGUAUUACAUUAUUAUUUAUUUUAUUAGUAUAUUGUAAUAUUUAGUGUAUGAUUAGCCUACAGAUAUUGUUUAAUAUGUAUCCUAUUGUUUAUGAAGGUAAUUUUGUUUUCCAAUUAUGAAAGUUGUAAAAAAUAAUUUCCAAGCACGAGUUGAAUAGUAUUCAAGUGAGAUUCUUCAUUCAUUAAUUUUAAAAUAUCGUUGCCAAGAAAUAAUUGAGUUCAGUAAAUACUUAGAUUAUAGUCAAGACCAAUGUAACAAUUAUAACAGUUAAUCUUUACUUUCCUUUCAUAAAUUGUAUCAUUGUUAUCUUGUAUGUUGUCCCUAUCUUAAAAAUAUAGUAAAUUUGCGUUCAGUAAAACCACUAUUGUGUUCUUAGCUUUAAUGUUAGAAUAAACUUACCUAUUAUCAAACCUAAAAUUAAGAACAUAUAUUUAUAUGUUUAUACAUUGACUUUUAUUAUUAUAUUUUAAUUUUUCGCAUUAUAUGAAUAUUUUAAAAUUGUAGUAUUGUACAUACUCAUAAGUUAUAAUCAUAAUAAUUGCAAUUAUUAAAAAUAGUUUAUUAUUUUAAUUAAAAUGUAUUAUAUAAUA
Rhopalosiphum padi (bird cherry-oat aphid) is the source of this 3483-nucleotide messenger RNA. RefSeq lists its product as uncharacterized. Lineage: Eukaryota; Metazoa; Arthropoda; Insecta; Hemiptera; Aphididae. The transcript is spliced from 10 exons. Gene Ontology annotation, biological process: mRNA 3'-end processing. Bases 241 to 2430 code for a protein of 729 amino acids. The record is from RefSeq and is a predicted model, not a curated record. Gene Ontology annotation, molecular function: RNA polymerase II complex binding. Gene Ontology annotation, cellular component: RNA polymerase II, holoenzyme.